Rhincodon typus (whale shark) is the source of this 671-nucleotide messenger RNA. RefSeq names its product alpha-aminoadipic semialdehyde dehydrogenase-like. The transcript is spliced from 3 exons. Gene Ontology annotation, molecular function: aldehyde dehydrogenase (NAD+) activity. The record is from RefSeq and is a predicted model, not a curated record. The coding region runs from base 42 to 395 and encodes 117 amino acids. NCBI's taxonomy places the organism in Eukaryota, Metazoa, Chordata, Chondrichthyes, Orectolobiformes, Rhincodontidae.
UGUUUGAAUUUGCUCAAAUUAUAUUUUGUAUCACAUGCAAAAUGCAGCAGGAUAAAGUUGGAAAUGGUUUGAGUCACACACUACGCAAAAUAGUGGAUUGGAAAAAAAAAUCUUCUGGUGUAACAUUCAGAAUAUCAUUUGUUUCUUGUGGCUCAGUCCUACUAAAUUACAAAUUUUUAUUUCUUUUCAGACCCAAAGGUUCAGACUGCGGAAUUGUAAAUGUUAACAUUCCAACCAGUGGUGCUGAAAUUGGAGGAGCUUUUGGCGGAGAAAAACACACUGGUGGUGGUAGAGAGUCUGGCAGUGAUGCUUGGAAACACUAUAUGAGGAGGUCUACCUGCACCAUCAACUACAGCAAGGAACUUCCUCUUGCUCAAGGAAUCAAGUUUGAGUAAUGAGAGCCACUGACGUUUCUGCAGCUAUCAAGAUUUUCACCAUGAAACAAGAAAAGUAGGCUAUUUUACAGAAGAGGAACAAAAUCAUGUGAAUGAUGUGGAAUAACUACACCUGUGAUUUAUCAGAAAUGGGCUUUUAUAUACUCUUUCAUUUUUCAGUUGUGUGAAAUUCGACACUACGUUUAUUCUUUUUUUCUGCUGAUUCGACAACUCAUUUAUUUCUUUCCCAACAGUGGCAUCUAAGAUGGGAAAUAAAACUUGAUGUUUUUGAAAUUA